Molecule: messenger RNA, 1392 nt
Organism: Morus notabilis
Lineage: Eukaryota; Viridiplantae; Streptophyta; Magnoliopsida; Rosales; Moraceae
Product: UDP-glycosyltransferase 13
Exons: 1
Coding region: 1-1392 (463 amino acids)
Molecular function (GO): UDP-glycosyltransferase activity
Source: RefSeq, a predicted model, not a curated record
AUGUCAAAAACCACAGCAGACACCAAAUCUCUCUAUCCUCACAUAGCUCUCAUUCCAAGCGCCGGAAUGGGCCACUUGCUUCCCUUUCUCCGAAUCGCUUCCACGCUUCUAUCUCGCAAUUGCACCGUCACAUUGAUCACGGCAAAGCCAAUUGUUUCCGCCGCAGAAUCCUCCCACAUCUCCGCCUUCCUCUCUCAACAUCCACAAGUCAAACAUGUUGACUUCCAAACUAUACAAUCCCACAACCCCACCGCAGAUGACCCUUUCUAUCUUCAAUAUGAGUCCAUCACGCGCUCUGCUCACCUUCUAUAUCCCUUGCUGUCCUCUUCCUCGCCGCCUUUCUCCGCUAUCUUCGCAGAUUUUUUUGUAGCUUCAAGUAUAACGCCAAUGGCCGCCGAGCUUGGCAUACCAAGCUACAUUAUUUGCACCACCUCCAUUAAAUUCUUUUGCCUAAUAGCAUACCUUCCUGUACUUGUAACCGAUCCUGCUAAACUUGGUAACAGUUCUACGGAGCUCAUUAUCCCGGGUUUGACCCCUUUUCCCGUAUCAAGCAUUCCUUCACCAUUCAAGAAUCCAAAUCACCUCUUCACCAGAUGUUUAGUUCUGAACGCUAAAGAAUUUUCAAAAGCCAAAGGAAUCAUAGUGAAUUCCGUUGAUUUUUUCGAAAAAGAAACUCUUGAAGAAAUAAAAAACGGAAGAGUUUUGGAGAACUCUCUCCCAUCAUUCCUCCCAAUAGGGCCAUUGGCAUCAUUUGAAAUUAAGAAGGACAAGGGUGAGUACAUGUCAUGGCUGGACAACCAACCUGAGGAGUCUGUGGUUUAUGUGAGUUUUGGGAGCAGAACAGCAAUAUCAAGAGACCAAAUAAGAGAAGUGUCAAAGGGACUGGAGAGGAGUGGACAUAGAUUUCUUUGGGUGGUUAAAAGCACCAAGAUUGAUAAAGAGGACAAGGAUGAGCUGAAAGAUCUGCUAGGUGGUUCUUUUUUGGAAAGAACAAUGAACAAGGGAAUGGCAGUGAAGGGAUGGGUGAGUCAAGAGGAGAUUUUGGCACAUCCUUCAAUUGGUGCUUUUGUGAGUCAUUGCGGUUGGAACUCGGUGAUCGAAGCAGCUCGGCAGGGGGUUCCUAUGGUGGCUUGGCCACAGCAUGGGGAUCAAAAGGUGAAUGCAGAGAUUGUGGAGAAAGCAGGACUGGGAAUAUGGGAAAGGAACUGGGGUUGGGCUGACCAAGCUGAGUUGGUGUGUGGAGAAGAGAUUGGGGAAAAGAUUAGGGAGGUAAUGGAAGAUGAGAAGCUGAGGGAAAAGGCUAAGAAAGUAGGGGAAGAGGCUCGGAAGGCGACUAAGAUUGGUGGGAAAUCUGAGAAGGUGCUCAAGGAACUCUUGGAAUUAUUGCAGUAG